Molecule: messenger RNA, 3545 nt
Organism: Aspergillus ochraceoroseus IBT 24754
Lineage: Eukaryota; Fungi; Ascomycota; Eurotiomycetes; Eurotiales; Aspergillaceae
Product: putative chromosome segregation protein Cse1
Exons: 8
Coding region: 360-3248 (962 amino acids)
Biological process (GO): protein export from nucleus; protein import into nucleus
Cellular component (GO): cytosol; nuclear envelope
Molecular function (GO): nuclear export signal receptor activity; small GTPase binding
Source: RefSeq, a predicted model, not a curated record
CCCUCCGAAAGUGCUGAUAGGUAAUGAUGAUUUGGGCGGAGUGACGGGAAAAGUUUGAUCCGCAAUUAUCACAUGACCAGGCAGAAACACCCCGCGGCAAAACAUUCUCACCGCCUUGGAAAUUCCAAAGCAACCGCCAAACAAACUGCCCGACCUGGAAUAAUAAUCGAGCUGGGCCCGCAUUUUUUUGUCCUCACGACUUUCGCUUUGCAUAUAUACAGGGAAGCACUUCUGUUGUUGGAACUGAAUCCUCAUCUCCUAUAAUUAAAUUGAUUUUACAUACUUUCUUUCCCCUUCUCUAACCCCUUACAUCUCCGUCAUUUCUCUCACCUUCUCUCAGCACAUACCCCUCUCCAACCAUGGCGGAUGGUGUUGGAGCUGUUGCCCAGCUCCUGGAGGCGAGCUUGGAUCCUAGACAAAAUAAACAGGCCGAACUUGCGCUUCGCCAGGAAGAAAGAAAACCUGGCUUUUCCCUACAACUUCUCCAGAUCACUGCGUCCACUUCCUAUCCCUACAAUACUCGUCUGGCUAGCGCACUAUGUUUCAAGAACUUUAUCAAGCGGAACUGGGCCGAUGAGGACGGAAAUUAUAAGCUCCAGCAGUCGGAGGUCACGACCAUCAAGCAAGAGCUCAUUAGCUUGAUGAUUUCCGUGCCACCGGGUAUCCAAACUCAGUUGGGAGAAGCUGUCAGUGUGAUUGCAGACAGUGAUUUCUGGGAGAGAUGGGAUACACUCGUGAAAGACCUUGUCUCGAGACUUCAACCCGACAACCCGUCAGCUAACAAUGGCGUACUACAAGUUGCACAUUCGAUCUUCAAGAGAUGGAGGCCAUUGUUUCGAUCUGAUGAACUUUACAGAGAAAUUAACCAUGUUCUGGAUCAGUUCGGAAACCCUUUCUUAGCCCUGUUCCAGGGCCUGGACACUUACCUCGAGGCGAACAAGUCCAACAAAGAGCAGCUUGUUCAAGGAUUUACACAGCUCAAUCUCAUGCUCAAGCUGCUUUACGAUCUUUCCUGUCACGACCUUCCUCCAAUGUUUGAAGAAAAUCUGAAUGGGAUCGCGUCGCUUUUGCUGAAAUACCUGACAUACGAUAAUCAAUUGCUUCACACUGAUGAUGACUCUGAGGCUGGUCAGCUGGAAUUCGCUCGGGCGGGGAUUUUUGAAGUCUUGACACUUUAUGUGCAGAAGUAUAUGGACGAGUUUAACCCCUUCGUUCAACAGUUUGUGGAAAGCUCUUGGAACUUCUUGACUACAAUUGGGCAAGAGACUAAGUAUGAUAUUCUGGUUAGUCGCGCGUUGAAGUUCUUAACUUCGAUUGCGGGAAUGACCGAACAUGCAUUGGUUUUCCAAGCAGAGGGUACUCUUGCCCAAGUCAUCGAAAAGGUUAUUUUGCCGAAUGUCAGCCUUCGUGAAUCAGAUGAGGAAUUGUUCGAAGAUGAACCGAUCGAAUUUAUUCGACGAGACCUUGAAGGGUCGGACAGUGACACCCGACGACGAGCCGCGACUGAUUUCCUGAGGAAAUUGGCUGAAAAAUUUGAGGAGUCUGUUACCAAGACUGUUCUUCAAUAUACUGAGCACUACCUGAAUGAGUCCACAAAGAACCCGUCGUUGAAUUGGAAAGCAAAGGAUACUGCAACCUAUCUCUUUUCUGCGAUUGCGGCGAAGGGAGUUGCCACUGCCAGCCACGGAGUCACGGCCACAAACGGACUUAUAAGUAUAACCGAUUAUUUCCAAAAACAUCUCGCUGCUGAUCUGGUUGCCGGUGAAGGUGUACACCCUAUUCUCAAGGUUGAUGCUAUCAAGUAUCUGUACCUGUUCCGCAGCAUCAUAACAAAGGAGCAAUGGCAGGAGGUGCUUCCAUUAUUGGUGAAUCACCUUGGGUCUUCGGACUAUGUCGUCUAUAGUUAUGCAGCAAUUGCAGUCGAAAGAGUGCUCUACUUAGCAGAUGGUCAGGGCCAGCCAAUUAUCUCGCCGGAUACUAUCAGGCCGUUAGCCAAAGACUUGAUGACACACAUUUUUGCACUAAUUCAAAAGGACCCUGCACCCCAGAAAGUACAGGAGAAUGAAUUUUUGAUGAGAUGUGCUAUGAGAGUGUUGAUUGUCGUGAAGGACGGUGUAGUCCCCUACACUGACAUUGUUCUCCAACAACUGGUCAACAUUACUCAAAUUAUCAGCAGCAACCCUAGCAACCCGAGAUUUUACUACUUCCACUUUGAGGCUCUGGGUGCUUUCAUUCGCUUUGCGGCACCCGCGAAUCCCGACAAGCUCGAACAAGCUCUCUACCCACCUUUCGCUGAAAUUCUGCAAGGAGAUGUUCAAGAGUUUAUGCCAUAUAUCUUCCAGCUCUUUGCUGCUCUUCUUGAGGCCAACCCGUCCGGAACACUGCCUGCCUAUUAUCAGAAUCUGAUAGCCCCUAUCCUUAUGCCAGUCAUGUGGGAAUCGAAAGGAAAUAUUCCGGCUCUCGUGCGACUCCUGUCGUCUAUUAUCGGUCGUGGCUCGCAGUACAUCAUUGAGAACAAUCAGAUCGUACCCACGCUUGGAAUUUUCCAAAAGUUGUUGGCCACCAAGGCCAAUGAGAGCUAUGGGUUCGACCUCCUGGAAUCUGUGAUUGAGUAUUUCCCAUCAACCACACUGGAGGCGUAUUUUACCGAUAUCAUGCAGAUCAUUCUCACUCGCCUACAGAAUUCCAAGACCGAAAACCUUACCCUCCGAUUCGUCCGCUUCUAUCAUUUCAUGUGUGCAAAUGAUGCCAAGGGCUAUAGCGCCGACUUUGUUAUCCAGGUUGUCGACAAAGUGCAAGCUGAUUUGUUCACACCAAUCUACCUAAACGUUAUUCUGCCAGAUACACAAAAGCUUGCGCGCCCGCUUGACCGCAAAACAGCCGUUUUGUCAUUUACCAAGACUCUGGCUAAUUCCGAAGCCUUUGCGAGUCGGUACAAGAAGGGUUGGGGUUUCACGUGUGAAGCUCUUCUCAAGCUUCUGGAACUACCACCCGUUCCUACCAGCAAGGACGAUGUCAUUGCCGAGCAUGAUGUCGAAGACAUGGCGUUUGGCGUUGGAUUUACCGCCCUUAACACCGUGCGACCGCAGGCUAGAGAUCCUUGGCCGGAGACAGGGGCUGAUCUGAAGAUCUGGGUUGGCAAGUAUCUAAAGGAGGCAGAUAAAAAGCACAACGGACGCAUUUCUGCGUUUGUCCAGGAACGAUUAGGAGCGGAAGCAAAGGCUGUACUUGGCAGCUAUAUUGCAUAAAGUGUACCUAUUUGAAAUGGCAAUAGACCACUUGAAUCUUUUGUUGGCUAUGAUGGUUAAUUUGAUUAUCCCGACGCACCGUGAAUAUCUUAUAUGUUCCCCCCUCAAAAAAUCUUCACAGGCAUAUUAUUAUGAAUCAAGAUUCAUGCAUUUCGCAAGCGGUAGCCUAUUUCUACAUAGACCCAUAUACAGUCGGGAUUAUUGGUACAACAGAUGUUGCUAAUAGUACGGAAAGAACUUGGAUUUAUCGUCCAAGAGAGCUGACGAAUUGAGGGGUCCCCUGGGUUGUGUUGGAUC